AAAACGAAUAAUCCUCUCAAGAUUACACGUAUGCCUAUCUUAUUUGUGUUAUUUUUGGCCUCUUUCUCUCAUUUUUGUUUUCAUGCAUGGAAUUCUCCUCCAUAUAUAUAACACACAAAAAAAGUGAAAGAGAGAGAGAAAAAGGAAAGAGUCUUUGGCUUUCUGUUAUGAUCAUUUAUUUCAUUUAUUUUGUUUCUUUUUUAGUCUCUCAACAAUUUUGGCUUGUUCUAUGGCCAUUUUAGUAGCACCCCUUUGUUCAAAGUUUGAUAUUUUUUUUUUUUUUUUUUUUUGCUUUUUCAUUUUGGAUUCUUGAAAUACUGAACAUUUAAUCAAAAGGGUAUCAGAGAUUACAUAGAUAUGGAAUUCAAAGUGUUAUUGUUUUUGUUGUGUGUCUGAUUUUUACUUCAAAAAAAAAGUGCCACAUCUGACUUAGUUUAUUGUUUUUUUUAAUUAUAAUUCUCUAUUGCUUGAGCAACACUUUGUGAUCUGUGUCACAACUCUAUAGGCCAAAGUUUUGAACUUUUUCCAAGUUUUGUUUUUUUCUUUCUUUUGAUCUUGGGUUUUGCUUCUUGGCUAAGUGAUUUUUUUGGGUGUUCUUGAAAAUGUGGCACUGUUGAUAUGAUUUAAGCUUUGCAAAAUUGUUCACUUCUUGAUUUUCUUUUGAAGUUUGAUUUGCUUUUCAAAUGGAAGAAGAUCAAGAUUUGAAGUUUGUUUGCAAGUUGUGUAACAAAAAGUAUCCUUGUGGUAAGUCAUUAGGGGGUCACAUGAGAUCUCAUGUUCUUGCAAAUUCAGUUGAAUUUGAUGAAAGAGUUGAACCCAAACUUGAAAAGUUGCAAUCAAAAUUUGAACUUGGUGGGCAAUCAGGUUAUGGACUUAGAGAGAAUCCCAAGAAAACUUGGAGGGCUGUUGAUUCAACUUCACCUUUACCUCAAGAUAAAGUUUGUAAGCAAUGUGGUAAAGUAUUUCAAUCACUUAAAGCUUUGUGUGGUCAUAUGGCUUGUCAUUCAGAAAAGUUGUUAAUGGAUAGCAAUUCAGAUAGUGAGGCUGAUUAUGAAGAGGAGACAAGUAGAUCAAAGUCUAAGAGGUACAAGAGAAUUGUGGUUAAGUCUUCUAAUUACUGUUUAGUGAAUAAUAAUAAUAGUAAUACUGUUAAUAAUGGUUCAUCAUUUGUUUCUGAGAUUGAUUAUGAGCAAGAUCAAGAGGAAAUAGCUAAGUGUUUGAUGAUGUUGUCUAGGGAUUCAUGGACUUGUAAUGGUGUUAAUUCAGUUGUUGAGUCUUCUGAUAAUAAUUCUGUUGUUUUAGAGACUAAAUCAUCCUCUACUGACAUGAGAUUUGUUAGAAAGGAUAGGUUGAAAUGUGUUUAUAAUCAAGAUGAAACACCGGCAACCAAGAAAAGGGAAGAAAAUGAAUCCGAGAACUCUGAUUCUGGAUACUUUUUAGAUGAAAAUACUAUAGUUGAAUCGGAUGUCUCUGUCGAUGGAGUCCAUAGAAAUGGCAAUAGCAAAUGGAUCACUUGGAAGGAUCUAACUGAGGGAUGUGAAUAUGAUGAUUGCCCGAUAUCUUCAUAUGCAGAUAAAUGUGAACCAAGAAAGAGGACUAAGGAUAGUUCUUCUCAUCCAGAAUUGGGGAAUAAGUCCUUUAAGAAGAUAAAGCUUGGCCCUAAAAGUCCUGAAGGAUCCAAAGAUAUUCAAAAAAAGAAGUAUGAGUGCUUGAACUGCAAGAAGAUUUUUAGCUCUUAUCAGGCUCUUGGUGGACAUAGACCCUGUCAUAAAAAGACGAAUGGCUAUCUCGAGUCAAUAAAUGGAACUGGUGAAAGUAGCCUUGACGAUGACAAGCAUAGGGAGACAUUUAGUAGUAGAAAACCGGCUUCUGCUAAGAUUAAGCCUAAGAAAUCCAAAGGGCAUGAAUGUCCAUUUUGUGACCGGAUUUUCAAGUCUGGUCAAGCUUUAGGUGGCCACAAAAGGUCCCAUUUUAUUGUUGGUACUGAGCAGAACAUGAAUCAAUCUUCAGUAGUCAAGAAAAACGUCAACGAUUUAAUUGAUCUUAAUCUUCCUGCUCCUGUUGAUGAUGACGAUGAUGAGCAUGCACACCUUGUGUCAUGGUAGUUGGUGAUAAACAAGAAGGACGAUAUUUUGGCUGCGAAAAUACUAGAAUGUUUAGGCAACUUGGCAAGCACAGUUACUUCAUUUUUUGAUAUCAUAGAGAGGUAGUAGUUUCAUUCUUGCUGAUCAGUUGAAAGAACUUCAUACUUCUGUCUGAUUUUUUGGCAUAUCCCAAGCAUAUGCUGUAGUUUUUGCUGGUUAAGAAUAUUCAUUUCUUUAGCUUUUUGAGACAAUCAAAUUACAUCCAUGUCUUUUCUUGGCUCUCUUAUUCAUUUAUAUUAUUCUAAAGCCUAAUCAUUUCUUUUGGUUUUUGCCAUUUGAAGAAGCUAAUCUGUAUUGUUUCCUUCUUUAA
Lycium ferocissimum is the source of this 2454-nucleotide messenger RNA. RefSeq names its product zinc finger protein ZAT4. The record is from RefSeq and is a predicted model, not a curated record. The transcript has a single exon. Bases 684 to 2105 code for a protein of 473 amino acids. Lineage: Eukaryota; Viridiplantae; Streptophyta; Magnoliopsida; Solanales; Solanaceae.